AAGUGCCACCAUGCAAUCGGUGCUCAUGUUGUGGGAACUGGUUGUGUUCGCGUUCCUUCCCACUUUCGGGGAACCCGUCACGGAGAAUGGCAAAGAACCUGCUCCUGCCAGACCUGACUUCGAGGCCGCCUUUCAAGGUGAAUGCGCAACGGCUAGCAUCUGCGAGCAGAAAUGUGCGAACCUCCACGACGGCACUUUCGAGUGCGAUUGCCAUCUUGGCUAUGCCCUGCACACGAACGGGUACUCCUGUCAUCGUGUCAACGUUACCCGACAAACGGAAGGACCAGUGGGACAAAAGAUGCGCCGCAGUGACCGGAAUCCAUCCCUUCAGCGAGCAGGCGGUUCCCUGCUGGACACGCACGGAUUCGUAAUCCACGACUUGUAUGGAUUAUCAGUUUCUCGGGCCGGGCUCGUGGAGCGGCUCGUGGUGCGUGACCGGGAUCCAUCCAGGCUCUCGACUCGGAACCCUCUUGAAGGUAAUUACUGCACCGGGGAUCCCGACUGCUCCGGGUCCGGGAAAUGCGUCCGGGAUCCCGACGCGGAUCUCGAGCGAUGCGUCUGCGACCUGGGCUACAUCGGUCAUCGUUGCGAGCAAAGCGUGACUAUAUCUGAGCCGAAGUUUUCCGGGAAAUCCUGGUUGCAGUUCCCAGUGCUGCGGGAAGCAUACGAAACGUUGAACAUCGUUCUCGAAUUUCUGCCUCACGAACCCGACGCAGUGCUUUUCCUGUCAGGGGAGAAGGAAGACUUCGCCGGGGACUUUUUCUCCAUUUCUCUUGUGGGGGGCGUCGUGGAAAUCAGAAUGGACUGCGGAUCUGGGUUCGGGGUUGUUAAAUCCACCGGAAGCGUUGUUCUACGCGCUUGGAACCGCCUGGAAGUGCGUCGCUUCCGCUGGGACAUUUCCGUUGUUUUAAACGGCGGACCAGUUGCCAAAGGACGAUCUCAGCCCCUCAUCUACGAACCUCAAUACGUACAAGGCAAAAGCGCUGAAUAUGCCCAGCGUCUCGCAUGGAAGCGUGUUUCUGAGAUGAGUUUAUGGAAGCUGCUGUGCUGCUUCCAGCAGGCAGCGGAAUGCACGUGGCUCGAAGUGAUAACGGCAACAGAAUAUUGUUCUAUCAUGCCGAGAUGGACAGAAUGA
This is a messenger RNA of Notodromas monacha, 1135 nucleotides long. Lineage: Eukaryota; Metazoa; Arthropoda; Ostracoda; Podocopida; Cyprididae. The record is from the annotation of a GenBank genome assembly.